Molecule: messenger RNA, 2109 nt
Organism: Linum tenue
Lineage: Eukaryota; Viridiplantae; Streptophyta; Magnoliopsida; Malpighiales; Linaceae
Source: the annotation of a GenBank genome assembly
AUGAGCGCGCCGCUCCUUCUUCUCCUCUUCGGUAAAUGGGGCUGUGACGAGAUCUCCGGCGAGGGUUUCGGGGUCCUACGGCGGUUUUCCUGGCGGGGCGAUUUCAAAACCAUUUUGAUCCCCGUUGCAAAAGAAAUCCUUGGGAAGCUAGGCAGCUUGGCUUUGGACCAGAUCGCACUCGCAUGGUCUCUCAGAAACGAGCUGGAGAAACUCAAGGGCACUGUCUCUACCAUCCAGGCUGUGCUCCGUGAUGCUGAAGAGAAGCAGGGCCACAAUCCCCAAGUCAAACUUUGGCUCGAGAAGCUCUCGGAUGUGAUGUAUGAUGCUGAUGACUUGCUCGAUGAUUUUUCCACUGAGACUCGUCGGGAGAGGGCUGCACGAGCAGACACUACGACGACGACUUGUUGGACUGUGAACGAGAUGGCUCACGCCAUCAGGGCGAUUCGAGAGAAACUCGAUGAUAUCAAGAAUGACAGGGAGUUCCACUUGGAGGAGCUUGCUGAGGAGCAAGCUGUCCCUUUGGAGACGGACCCAUGCCCACCGAUGAUUGUUGUUGGGAGAGAAGCUGAUAGAGCUGAAAUCGUUCGGCAUCUAGUGCACAGUGAUGGUGAAGAAGCUAAUGUCUCUGUGGUCCCAAUUGUUGGGAUGGGCGGAUUGGGGAAGACUACUGUUGCUCAGCUCGUGUUCGACGACGAGGCAGUUAAGGCAUGCUUCGGAGUAAGAGUUUGGGUCUAUGUCUCGCAGAGCUUUGAUGUCAAAGGGAUUCUUGAAAAAAUGUUGCAAUACAUGACUGGUGAGAGCCAAGCAGGUCUUCAGUUGGCUGUUCUGCAGGAGAAGCUUCGUGAGAAGAUGAGAGCCAAAAGGUUUUUGGUUGUAAUGGAUGAUGUCUGGGAGGAGAAUGCUAGAGGCUGGGAAGACUUGGCAAAGUAUUCGAUGGUUGGUGCCAUUGGGAGCAAGGUAUUGGUGACCACUCGAUCCAGUAAAGUGGCUGAGGUUGGUAGUGAGAUCAUGAAGUCUGAAACAGGUGGCACAAUGUUGAUGCCGUACUACUUGGGAGGCUUGUCGCCAGACGAGUCUUGGGAUUUGCUGGUGAGAAAGGCUCUUCAUGGAGAAGUUCAGCAGAGCCUGGAUGUUGAGAGAACCGGGAGAGAAAUACUGAAGAAAUGUUGUGGAGUUCCUCUUGCUAUAAGCACAAUUGCUGGUCUGUUGAGGUCGAAAGAUCCGAAAACUGACUGGCCGUUGUUUCUAGAUGACGAACUCUCGAACAUAUCUGAAGGGGAAAACCAUAUCAUGUCAACCCUUCGUUUAAGUUUCAACCAUCUUCCUACAAAGCUUAAGCACUGUUUUUCUUAUUGCAAACUGUUUAAGAAGGGUGAUGCCCUUGAUGUUCAAAGGCUGCAUUUAAGAUUUCUUGGUCUCAGCUCAUGGGGAAUAAAAAGAGUUCCGAACUCAAUCACCAAGUUGAUCAAUCUGCAAGUACUUGAUCUCUCUGGUUGCCACUACAUAGAGGAGCUACCAAGGGAUGUCAGAAAGCUAGUCGAUCUGAAGCAUAUCUACCUGCAUUGGAAUGUGAAAUUGACACACAUGCCGAAAGGGAUUGGGGAGUUAACAGCCCUUCAAACCUUACCUGUUUUUGCAGUGGGACAUAAAGGAGAUGAAAUUACCGCAAAUGGAGCAGCUGGGUUGGAUGAGCUGAGAGGUUUGAAUUUGUUGCGCGGAGAGUUGAAGAUUACAAACUUGUUGCACGCCAAGCCUGUGUCGAGUUUGCAACUUGAUCAGAUUGAUGACUUGGAAUAUCUUCCGAAGGAAGGCCUCCGCAACCUCACUUCGCUUCAGGUACUGGAGAUCUCGAACUGUCCUCGACUAGCCAAUCUGUCCUCCCUCUGCAACCUCACUUCGCUUCAGGUGCUGGUGAUCAGGAAUUGUCCAAGAUUAGCCACUCUGCCUCCUGCUAACCGCCUAACUAGUCUGGAGAAUCUCUCCAUUAAAGGGUGCCCCAUGUUGAAAGAAAGGUGCAGAGAAGGGGAAGAUGACGAGUGGCCCAGCAUUAUCGACAUCCCAUCCCCAUCCCCAGAAAUCAGAUAUCGGAGAUCCCCUCUGGGAUUUUAG